AUGCCCAAAGAAGGUGAAACAAUAAAGUUUAAUGACUUUAAUAAGAGAAUGAAAGUGCCAUUCGUCGUCUAUGCUGAUUUUGAAUGUAUGCUUACUCCAGUACAUUCUACCGGAAGUGAAGAGGAAUACACAAGCGGAUCGUACACGAAAAAGUACCAAAAACAUGAUGCGAUUAGUUUUUCGUAUUACAUAGUACAAGAAGAACACAAUUAUGCAAGGCCAGUAACAUACUUUGGCGAAGAUGCAGCUCAGGUUUUUGUAGAGAGGUUGUUCAACGAGUCUAAGAAAAUAAGCUAUCUAUAUUCAAAAGAAGCUGCUAAGCCAAUGGAACUUUCAGAGGAGGACGAUAUUACUCUAUUGACGGCCACUCAGUGCCAUAUUUGUGGAAAGGAGUUUACAGAAGACAAGCCGUUUGUUAGAGACCAUGACCAUCUUACAGGAAAACUAAGGGGUCCAGCGCACAACGCUUAUUCGGUUAAAUUCAUGUCAAGUAGUUUAGACAUACUCGUCAAGAACUUAUCUCCUCAACAUUUUAAGCAUACUUCGAAGUACUACUCGAGUGAACAGCUGAAGCUGCUGCAAAAAAAGGGUGUGUACCCUUAUGACUUUAUGGACUCCCUACAGAAAUUUGAAUACACGUCACUCCCACAUAAGAAAGACUUCUACAACAAACUAACCAUGACCAACAUUGAAGAUGAAGACUAUGAGCAUGCAAGCAAAGUUUGGAACGAAUUUAAUAUACAAAGCAUGAAAGCAUACACUUUACUCUACAACCAAUCAGAUGUAUUGCAAUUAGCAGACGUCAUGGAGAACUUUCGAAACAUUUGUAUGGAGACUUACCAGCUGGACCCAGCAUGGUACUACACAGCACCAGGACUAGCUUGGAGUGCCAUGCUCAAAACAACCGAGAUCGAACUUGAACUUUUAUCAGACUACAAUAUGAUUCUAAUGAUUGGAAACGGGAUACGAGGAGGAUUAUCACAAUGUUCGAACCGGUACGCCACUGCCAAUAACAAAUACAUGGAGGAACGUUAUAAUGAAAAUUUGCCCACGUCAUAUCUUACAUACCUUGACGCCAAUAACUUGUAUGGCUGGGCUAUGAGCCAACAUAUGCCUUACUCUGAUUUCAAGUGGGUAGAAGAUGUUCACAACCUUGAUAUUUUAUCAGUUCCAGAUGAUGGAAAUAUGGGAUACAUAUUGGAAGUAGAUUUAGAGUAUCCCCAAGAACUGCACGACCUACAUUCCGAUCUACCUCUAGCACCUGAAAGACAAAUACCACCCGGAUCUAAACAAGAGAAACUUCUAGCCACAUUGUUUGACAAAAAGAGAUAUGUUCUACACUUUCGGAAUUUGAAGCAAUACAUCUCUCUCGGUUUGAAAUUAAAGAAUAUUCACAAAGCAAUAAGUUUCACUCAGAGCAACUGGCUUAAACCUUACAUCGAUCUGAAUACUAGUAUGAGAACUAAAGCUACAAACAAUUUUGAAAAGGAUUUUUUCAAGCUUAUGAAUAAUGCCGUGUUUGGCAAAACCAUGGAAAACAUUCGGAAUCGUGUCAACAUCCGGUUGGCGACAAAGGAAAAACAAGUAGACAAGUGGUUGGCUCAACCUAACUUCAAGAGGAGAACAAUAUUUACGGAUCAACUUGCGGCAGUACACAUGAGCAAGACCAAACUUGUAUUCAACAAACCUAUCUACGUGGGAAUGAGUAUUUUGGACGUGUCUAAGACAUUGAUGUAUGACUUUCACUACAAUGUGAUAAAAGCACGAUACGGGGAUAAAGUUCAAUUGCAGUACACAGACACAGAUUCACUUACAUACUUAACAUAUACUGAUGAUGUAUAUAAAGAUAUGAAGGAAAUGCAAGAUUUUUUCGACACGAGUGACUACCCACCUAAUCAUCCAUGUUUCAGUGUCACUAAUAAGAAGAUCAUCGGAAAGUUCAAGGAUGAACUAAAUGGAAGAAUUAUGUUUGAACACAUUGCGUUGAAAUCAAAAAUGUAUGCAAAGCACUAUGUCGACAAUGGCAUCAGCUUCCAGGACUACACUGACUGA
Molecule: messenger RNA, 2052 nt
Organism: Macrosteles quadrilineatus (aster leafhopper)
Lineage: Eukaryota; Metazoa; Arthropoda; Insecta; Hemiptera; Cicadellidae
Exons: 3
Coding region: 1-2052 (683 amino acids)
Source: RefSeq, a predicted model, not a curated record